AUGGCUUCUAAACCUAAAUCGGAGGAGGAUUUAACCUGUCCUGUGUGCUGUGAGAUCUACAACGAUCCUGUUGUUUUGUCCUGUAGUCACAGCGUCUGUAAAGACUGCCUGCAGCUGUUCUGGAAUAACAAAGGAUCUCAGGAAUGUCCGGUUUGCAAAAGACAAAACAAUAUAGAUCCUCCCAGGAAUCUGGCUUUAAAGAACCUGUGUGAGGCCUUCUUACUGGACAGAGACCAAACUAAUUCGACGGGAUCUAAGGAUCUCUGCAGUCUGCACAGUGAGAAACUCAAACUCUUCUGUCUGGAGGAUAAACUGCCCAUAUGUUUGGUGUGUCGCGAUUCAAAAAAACAUAAAAAUCAUGACUGCUUCCCCAUAGAGGAAGUCCUGCAAGAUCUUAAGGAUGAUCUCAAGACUGCGCUGAAGCCCCUGCAGGAAAAGCUGCAGAUCUUUGAAAAAGCCAAGCUUAGCUGUAAUCAAAUAGCAAGACACCUCAGGGUGCAGGCACGAAAGACAGAGAGGCAGAUUAAAGAGGAGUUUGAGAGGCUUCACCAGUUUCUACGAGAUGAAGAGGCAGCCAGGAUCGCUGCACUGAGGGAGGAAGAAGAGCAGAAGAGUCAUAUUUUGAAAAAGAGGAUUCAAGAGCUGGAAAGAGAUAUAUCAUCUCUUUCGGACACAAUUAAGACAAUAGGAGAACAGUUAAAAGCUAAUGAUUUGUCCUUCUUACAGAAUUUCCAGGGCACUAUGAAAAGAGCCCAGUGCACACUGCAGGAUCCUCAGAUGCUUUCAGGAGAACUGAUCCAUGUGGCAAAUCACCUGGGCAACCUGAAGUUCAGAGUCUGGGAGAAGAUGCAGGAGAAUUUUCAGAUUCAGGACAUGAUUCUGGACCCCAACACUUCUCACCCACAACUCAUCCUGUCUGAGGAUCUGACCAGUGUGAGAUUCAGUGAUCAGUGCCAGCAGCUACCUAAUAACCCAGAGAGAUUUGAUAGAUAUUUUGGUGUUUUAGGCUCCGAGGGCUUUGACUCAGGCACACACUGCUGGGAUGUUGAUGUUGGGGGUAGUACACGCUGGGCUUUGGGCAUUAUAACAGAGUCUGUCAAGAGGAAGGGAAACUCUUUCUCUAGUGGAGUGUGGAGAUUGUGGUCCUAUGAUGGUCAUUGUAAAUCACAGUCCCCGACUCAGGCAGAGUUACAGCCUCUUCUCACAGUGAAUGAGAAACUGCAAAGGGUCAGAGUUCAGCUGGACUGGGACAGAGGAAAACUGACAUUCUUUGACCCUCUUAAAAACAAACACAUACUUACUUCUACACACACUUUUACCGAGAAAGUCUUUCCACUCUUUUGGAAUUAUUGUAAACUGUCUCCUCUGAGUAUUCUACCAGUGCAGACUUCUGUAACAGCGAAUCAGCACAGUUAG
Molecule: messenger RNA, 1416 nt
Organism: Chanos chanos (milkfish)
Lineage: Eukaryota; Metazoa; Chordata; Actinopteri; Gonorynchiformes; Chanidae
Product: zinc-binding protein A33-like
Exons: 6
Coding region: 1-1416 (471 amino acids)
Molecular function (GO): zinc ion binding; protein binding
Source: RefSeq, a predicted model, not a curated record